AUGGCUCUGCCGAAUGUGGAGGUGAUAGUGAUCGAGCAAACCAAGGUAUCGCCACCGCCAGGCUCAGUCCCAACAACCUCUCUUCCUCUCACUUUCUUUGACCUGCCAUGGCUUCUCAAUUUCAGCCACAUGCAACGUCCCUACUUCUACGACUUUCCUCACCCGACCAACCACUUCUUAGAAACCCUACUUCCAUCUCUCAAAAAUUCUCUCUCCCUCACUCUCCAACACUUCUUCCCGUUGGCGGGAAACCUCCGCCUCCCUCCGCCGCCCGCGAAGCCUCACAUUCUCUUCACCGACGGCGACUCCGUUUCCCUCACCGUCGCCGAGUCCACCGCCGACUUCCACUUUCUCUCGGCCAAUCACCCGCUACCCGUCCGAGCAUUUGACCCGUUUGUCCCCAAGUUUGCACCCGCACUUGUGGUGGACGGCACGCGCGUGGAACCUCUCCUGGCCUUGCAAGCCACCGUCUUCCCCAACUCCGGCAUCUGCAUCGGUAUCCGGAGAAACCAUGUGGUGUCCGACGGGAAAGCGUUUCACCACUUCAUGAAAUCAUGGGCGUCGAUUUGCAAUACCGGAGGCGAUUUAAUUACUCGGCUUGAUCGAGAGCUGCGACCACCGUCUCAUGAUAGGACCGCGAUCAAGGACCAAUAUGGGCUUGAGCUUGAGUUGUUGAACGCCUGGUGGAGUACUACUUUGGCAUCGGCACGAAAUGAUGACGGUGAUGAAGAAAGACCAGUCCUAGACUGUGGUACUAUUGAUAACGUUCGUGCCCCGUUUAUUCUGCAUCGCGUCCAGAUUGAGAGGCUAAAGUCUUGGGUCACAAAUCAAUUGGCCAACGACGAAAGCUCCUCGUCGUUUCACAUGUCGUCGUUUAUCGUCACUUGCGCGUUGAUAUGGGUUUGCUUGGCGAAAUCGGAAGAGAGGAAUUCCGCGCUCAACACCGAUAAAGAUGACGAGCCUUACUACUUCGCCUUUGUAGCGGAAUGUCGAAGUCGCCUCGAGUUUCCAUUACCAACGACCUAUUUUGGAAAUUGCAUGAAGAUAUGUUUUGCACCGGUAAAGAGGAAGGAGUUAUUGAGAGAAAAUGGUAUCGUCGCGGCGGCUAAGGCCAUUGGGAAGGAAGUUGGAGAAUUGAACGAGGAAUCUUUGAAAAAGUUCGAGAAUUGGAUGAUGAAGUUCAAAAAAAUUAAGGAAUUAGGGUGGCAACAUGUCACGGUCACAGGCUCGCCGAAACUUGGUGUUUAUGAGGCGGAUUUCGGGUGGGGGCGGCCUAAAAAGAGCGAAACGGUCCAUUUUAGUGAUGCAACUACGAUUUCUCUUGCUGAGAGUAGGGACGAGAAGAGUGGUGUCGAAGUUGGUUUGGCACUAAAUAAGGAUCGAUUGAGUCGUUUCGGUGCCAUAUUGGAAGAAACCUUGACGCACUUGGCUUGA
Molecule: messenger RNA, 1434 nt
Organism: Morus notabilis
Lineage: Eukaryota; Viridiplantae; Streptophyta; Magnoliopsida; Rosales; Moraceae
Product: coumaroyl-CoA:anthocyanidin 3-O-glucoside-6''-O-coumaroyltransferase 1
Exons: 1
Coding region: 1-1434 (477 amino acids)
Source: RefSeq, a predicted model, not a curated record